Messenger RNA from Paecilomyces variotii, 701 nucleotides. RefSeq names its product ubiquitin-related domain-containing protein. Gene Ontology annotation, biological process: regulation of proteolysis; modification-dependent protein catabolic process; protein neddylation. Bases 159 to 398 code for a protein of 79 amino acids. The transcript has 4 exons. Lineage: Eukaryota; Fungi; Ascomycota; Eurotiomycetes; Eurotiales; Thermoascaceae. Gene Ontology annotation, cellular component: nucleus; cytoplasm. The record is from RefSeq and is a predicted model, not a curated record. Gene Ontology annotation, molecular function: protein tag activity; ubiquitin protein ligase binding.
CCGCCAAACUACCUCCGACAGCUAUCCCGGUACUGAAAUCGGCGUUCGCCAUACCACGUCGCGCUUCAUUUUGUCUUCAUUUUCUUCAACUUUAGCGCCGUGUUUCAACUCGCUCAGUUCUACGCUUGCAGGCGGUUCCGUUUUACUCAUCUUUCAGGAUGUUGAUCAAAGUUCGCACCCUUACUGGAAAGGAAAUCGAGCUCGAUAUCGAGCCUGACUACAAGGUUUCUCGCAUAAAGGAGCGUGUCGAAGAGAAGGAAGGCAUUCCUCCCGUCCAGCAGCGUCUGAUCUUUGGUGGAAAGCAGAUGGCGGACGACAAGACUGCCGCUGAAUACAACCUUGAAGGAGGCGCGACGUUACAUCUGGUUCUUGCCCUCCGUGGAGGUGCUUCUCUGUGAUUGGAAUAGUCGACAAGCGGAACCGAAUCUGAAUGUGAAGUUAUAAGCAAAUAUCGCAGUAGGAACAUGCGAGACCCUGGUUCUAGGAAGACAGGUCGCAAUGAGGCCUGGGUUACUAAGAGGUAGAUAUGGUGGAAUACACGGCGACGGACUCAUGUCAGAUCUGUGUCAGUUCCAAGCCGUACAUAUCUGCUUAUUGCGAUGCUACACGGGUAGGCUUGUGGCACGGCUAGGGGGCUGCCAUUAACUUUAUGUAUUACCUGAAUACCAUUGAUGCUAUUAAUUACAAGAGUUCAAGAGAUC